AUGAAUAAAAAUGGCAAGAAUGUAACAAAAUCUAACAAGAAUAAGAAUGAUGAAAUAGGAACAGAUGGUGAACAAGUUGAAAAAGAUUCGAUUGACAGUGAGGGUUCUGGUAAUAACGGUGAGCCAAUAACAUCACUUCAAGCUGCCUGGAAUGUGACGAAUGCCAUUCAAGGAAUGUUCAUCGUUGGAUUACCUGUCGCUGUUAAACCCGGUGCCGGCAAAUAUUCUUUGAGUAGUAACAUUCGAGUGCAGUUCAUUCUUGAAUGCGACGAUGAGAAGAAUGUUAAGUGGUGA
Messenger RNA from Anisakis simplex (herring worm), 294 nucleotides. The record is from the annotation of a GenBank genome assembly. NCBI's taxonomy places the organism in Eukaryota, Metazoa, Nematoda, Chromadorea, Rhabditida, Anisakidae.